Achroia grisella is the source of this 1020-nucleotide messenger RNA. RefSeq lists its product as uncharacterized. Lineage: Eukaryota; Metazoa; Arthropoda; Insecta; Lepidoptera; Pyralidae. Bases 140 to 622 code for a protein of 160 amino acids. The record is from RefSeq and is a predicted model, not a curated record. Gene Ontology annotation, biological process: positive regulation of voltage-gated potassium channel activity; sleep; regulation of synaptic transmission, cholinergic. The transcript is spliced from 4 exons.
UAGUAUUGUUCUGUGCACUGAAUUCAAUCGGCUCAAAUACAAAUAACAAUAACUGUCAUUGCCAGGCGGCAUCGUAUGUAUUUUUAUUUGGAAAAGAGAAUUAAUGAACGUUUUGUGAUCUAUCAGAAUUUGACGAGCCAUGAAGUAUAUCUUGGCAUUCCUGUUGUUAGCCACAAUAUAUAAUUCGUGUUUGGCAAUAUGGUGUUAUCAGUGUUCAUCUGCCACUCCUGGAUGCUCAGAACCCUUCAACUGGAGGGGUGUAGGGUAUUUAGGAAAUCCAUGUCCUGACAAUGAUGAUUAUUGUAUUAAAUUGAUUGAAAGGAAAGGAGCACAAACAGUAAUCACAAGGGAUUGUUUGAGCAACUUUCGAGCAUUCCGAACAGACAUUCCAGCUGAUACAUAUGAGGGUUGCAGACCCGCAGCAAAGGAUGUUAAUUUGGCAAAUUAUGUCAAUAACAGUAUUAAAGAACUUGACUUAAAAAGGGAUUGGUAUGACGAGACAAUGUGGUGUUUCUGUUUCCUCGACCAUCGAUGUAAUGGCGUGACAAAUGUUACAGCAUCAAUGGCGUUGCUAAUGCUUUCAAGUAUUGUGAUGCUGGUCACAAAUGUAUCAUUAUUUUGAUAUUUUCUCACUUUUCAAGUAAAAUUUGACACAUGACAAUAGGUAUAUUUCACCAAAUAUGAAUUGUAAUAUAAAUAAGUAUCUAUGUAUAUAUAUAUAUCAGAAUUGUAUAACAUGUUUCUAAUAUGCCUUAACAAUUUUACAAAUGAAAGAUUAUGUUUUUUUUUGGUAAAAUAUCUUUAUGUUUUAAAUCAUAACAAGGGCAUGAUAAUUCUAAUAGACUAGUAGAGAAUCUCAUUUUAUGAUUUAAUUAUAUUGAUACAAAUAUGUAUGUAGAUUAACUUGUACAUUUAGUAGUAAAGUAUAGUGUAACUAAAGUAUAACUAACUCUUUUAUCAAAGUGAAAUGAACUUAUUGUGCUUAUAUGUACAAUGUUUUAUCUUGUACUUUCAAGAUUG